This is a messenger RNA of Ooceraea biroi (clonal raider ant), 1803 nucleotides long. RefSeq names its product WD repeat-containing protein 55 homolog. The record is from RefSeq and is a predicted model, not a curated record. NCBI's taxonomy places the organism in Eukaryota, Metazoa, Arthropoda, Insecta, Hymenoptera, Formicidae. Gene Ontology annotation, molecular function: protein binding.
UAUGAGCUCAAUGCGUGAAACAAAACGCACCCAUACACAUACUUGGAAUAUGUAUAUGAGUAUCCGUUUAAUGGUGUUCUGCGUAACUUCAGUUUGACCUGACCCACGUGCUCGAACGAAAACAUAAUAUCAGUGUAGCUUGAUUAUCCUCAAAAAUAAGGUGUUAUGUAGAACCAUCGUGUUACUUUGUUCUAAAAAUGGUUCGAGAGGAUUCGAAAUUUCUAGAUAUUCCAGGUAGGGAUAACGAUCUAUUUGAUUUGCUGGUAGACAAUGACGAGUUGAUUAUGAUCACCGAUACAAGUAACGAGAACUUCAACGAAACCUUCGACAACGAUGCAUCUACAUCGGCAGUUUCUGAAGGUGCAUCAACAUCCUGGCAACAUCAGGGCAACGAUGAAGAUGAGGAGGACAAACAAAAUGAACUAGUCCAAGCCAUAUUACAAGCGCAGCAGAUACCCAGGAACCAUCCACCGCCUAUCAUACUUGAGGAUACAGUAAUGGACAUAUGUUUCAACCCUGAAUCGGACACUAUAGCUGUAGCCAGCGUCACGGGGGACAUAUUUCUAUACAAAUAUAGCUGUGAAGAAACUAGUCUUAUAUCGACCAUCGAGAUACACCUCAAGGCCUGCCGGGAUGUAGAGUUCAGCAAUGAUGGACGAUCCCUAUUCUCGACUGGAAAAGACCUGUGUAUAGCAAUGACUGACAUGGAAACUGAGAAACUGAUCAGGUUAUACGAGAAAGCCCACGAGCAGCCUAUAUACUCAAUGACGAUAAUUAACGAGAAUGUGUUCGCGACGGGCGACGAUGACGGCGUGGUAAAACUGUGGGAUCUUAGGCGGAGGGAAACCGAACCGGUAUUUUCUAUAAAGAAGGUCGAGGAUCACAUCAGUGCAAUGAUAACGAACAGAGAGGCCAAAUAUCUAGUUUGCGCCAGUGGCGACGGUUGUCUGACGACUAUAAAUAUACCAGAAAGACAAAUGCACGUACAGUCUGAAGAGUACGACGAUGAAUUCACGUGUCUCGGUUUGUUCAAAUCUGAACGCAAGCUGUUGUCGGCCAGCAACAUGGGGAAAAUGUACGUUUUCAAUUGGGGGGAGUUCGGGCUACACUCAGACGAGUUCCCAAGUGCCACAAAGAAGGCUAUAAACUGCAUGGUCCCCAUCACGGAAAACAUUGUGAUAACCGGUGGUGAAGAUGGAAUACUUAGGGCGACCAGUCUAUUCCCUCAUCUCCAGCUCGGCAUAGUAGGGCAACACAAUUUCUCUGUCGAAGUACUCGAUAUCAGUAACGACGGUACCUUGGUGGCAUCCGCCUCGCACGAUAAUGACAUUAAAUUUUGGAAUGUACAGUACUUCGAAACUUUAGACGUCACCGAGACGGUGAAGGGUGGCAGACGAGAACAGCUCGCGCACAAUCUUCCGAGUAGUGAAGUCAAUAACCGAGCCGAUUUCUUCGCGGAAUUGUAAUUUAUCACAAAUCAUUUUAUAGGUGUAAAUUACACUGCUAUGUAAUUUACACACGUGGAAUUGUAAUUUCUGUCACGAAUAAUUUUAUAUACGAUAGGAUCGUGGAAAUUACACUAAUAUGUAAUUUACACUAACCAAUCGACGAAACAUUGCAAUCAUUCCUUCGCACCGUUUAAAAAUAAAGGUUAUAAUAAUAAUAAUAAUAUAAUAUAAAACGUGUGCAUUUUAUAACAUAGUUGUAAUAUUACACGGAUUUACGUGCGAUAUGAAUAAAAUAUUCAUACAUAAUACUUCACAUCUCAAAUAAAUGAAUAUCUACAAGGUAGAUUCUGCAAGG